This is a messenger RNA of Aspergillus ruber CBS 135680, 515 nucleotides long. RefSeq lists its product as uncharacterized. The record is from RefSeq and is a predicted model, not a curated record. The coding region runs from base 12 to 431 and encodes 139 amino acids. The transcript is spliced from 3 exons. Lineage: Eukaryota; Fungi; Ascomycota; Eurotiomycetes; Eurotiales; Aspergillaceae.
GCCACCUAUAAAUGGCAUUUACCAAUGCAAAGUGGCUAUUCGAUGCUCCCAAGAUUCAUAGUACAUUACGAUUUGGAAUAUUAUCCAUACACUAUACAGAUCCUGCCAUGUCUUUUGCUCUUCUUCGAUAUCAAGUCAAACCUCGCUCUCUUCAGCAGAUCAACUUGCUCUCAAGAGCUUGCUAUCAUGGACUGCAAAAGGGUCAAUAUGACUUCUUCGUUCACCCUGCAUACCCCGAUACCACUGAACCGCCCAUUUUUGUCCUAGACAAGAAAGCACGCGUGAUGAAAUGGGACGAAACCAAUGCUACAUUGAGUGAAGCCUCGGUUAAGGCUGACCAGGAGUUUAACAACCAACCGAGGAAGGUCCGAGUAACAGAGAAGAUCACUGAAUUUGAGAAGAACAAGGAGCCAGAAUUGGAUGAAAUGUAGCCAAAUUGUUUUUGGGGUGAUAUAGGUGCUCGGCAAAUUGUAUUUCAGUAUUCCUUGAACCUGAAAAGGUUUUUAGGACAGGAU